UUCUAUGAAGUAGGAUUGACCAAAAUUUCGAACCAAAGAAAAUAUUUUUUUUUGAACAUUCAUCUCAACAUAAAACAAGGCCUUGUGGCUUGAAAAGGCUGGGGCCGUAAAGCUUUAAAAUAAAAAAAAAAAAAAAAAAAACAUAAAACAAAUCUCUAUCCAUGAGAUCAUUGUAAUGUAUUAGACAUCUCUGAAUUCUAUGCUGGGAUUCAGAUGGCAACAUUCGGGUAUUUUUGUACACAUUAUUAAUGGAAAAGUCCAAACAUUGAAGAGAAUCACCAAAGUUUGUAUAUAAAAUGAAAACUAAAUUUCUGGAUGAAUGGUACGCAUAAGAGUCUACAAAAGAUAUUUAAAAGAGUAGUCGGCAAUCAUAAAUUCCCAAAUAAUUUAUUUUAAAUGAAAAAUUCUCAAAAGAAUAGAACGGAAAAAUUGGAGUAAAAAUUGAAAUUCAAACACAAUGGAAGCACAGGUGCCAAAGCAAGAGAAUGGAACAUUAUCCACGGAAGAGUUGCAGAGGCAACGAGAACUGGAUGAACUGCGUGCGAGGGCGAGUCAAAUGGAAAAAACCAUGAAGUGGUGGUCAGACUGUACGGCAAACUGGAGGGAAAAAUGGAGUAAGGUACGUACGGAGAGAAAUAAGGCACGCGAUGAGGCAAAGCAAUUGCGUACGAGUCUGGAGGCGGCUAUUAAGGAGUCCACAUCGUAUAAAAAGGAAAAAACAGAACUUGAAAUGCAAAUUAAUCAGCUGAAGAAGGAAAUGGAAAAGAUCCAUAUGCUUCUUAUGAAGCAUGCUGGUCAAUUCCACAAGAGUGGGCUUGAAACGUCGGAUGAACCCCUUGAUUUGGGCAAUCGUGACAAUGAGAGUCCCGAUAUAUCUUCGGAUGGUCUUAAGAAUGUAAAUAACGAGGAUGGAUUGGUAAUCAAAAGUGAUUAUACUCAAUUUAGAGACUCAGAUAUUGAGACAUGUAUGUUGCAGGGGGCUACAUCGAAGGUAUUAAAUGACCAAGAGGAUAAUGAUGAUCAAAGCACCGAAGAACGGAAGCUGAUACAGCAAUUAUUCAAAGGUGAGGAAGGUGAUGACGAUGAAUACUUUAAGGACAAACUAUCACUGCUGAAUAUUCGUCUUGAUGAAGCGUAUCAAACGAUUGAAAGAGAAAAGGAAGAAAAGGUGGAAUAUCAGAAAAAUGUGGAAAAACUUGCAAAUGAAGUUCGAGAUUUAAAGGUAAAAUGCGAAGAAUUGCGCCUAUCUAAGCAGGAUGCUGUCCGUGAAUUGCUUACCCUUCAAGAGCAACAUAGGGCAGAAGUGCGAAUAUCCAAUAACACCCUUCAAGAUGAAGUUAAUGCGAGAGAAUCCUUGGAGAGGCGUCUCUGUGAAGUACGUAUGGAAUUGGAAAGGAUGCAGGCAGAAAAUGCCGCUGAAUGGGGUAAAAGGGAGCGUCUGGAAACGGAUAAAUUAAUGCUGGAGCGAGAUAAUAAGAAGCUACGCAGUGAAUUGCGAGAUUUUCAGGAACGCGUUGAUCGUCGUGGACGAUCCCUUUUGCCAUCUACAUUUGAUUUAGAGCUGCGUAAUUUACAGCAAGAAUUAGUGGAAAGAAAUAAGGAAAUUUCAGACUUGAGACAUUCUCAUGGAAAAUUGAAGAAACUUCUAUCUGAAUCAAAUACAGAGUUGGGGCAUGCAGUACGGCGUGCUGAACAGUAUGAAUGUGAAGUGAAACGCUUAAGGGCGCGCAUUGAGGAGCUCAAGCGUGAAUUGGCUCGAGUUGAAGAUGAAUUGGAUUUAGCAUGCAAUCAAGUGAGAAAACUUCAAAGAACAAAUGAAGAACUCAAUGGUGGGGAAAAUUUGCAAGUUAACAGAAGUUCAACAAGUCCUAAAACUCAAUCAUUUUCAUACAAACCAAAUAUAAAUGAUUUGAGACAACUAUUUGAUGAUUCUAAACGCGGUGGUAUUGAUUAUCGGGGUGGUUUUCCACCCACAAAGGGUCAAGUAGUUGAUAGUAAGGGUCAACAAAUUCCCCAAUCAAUGUUUGAUGCAAAAGGAUCCUUUCUAGAAAGUGAGAAUAGCCUAGAUGGGCGUCACAAUAAGAACAAUAUGUUUGACUUUGAGCGGGCAAAGCAAAAAUUUGAUAAAAGUGGAAAAUUAUCAUCGAAAAAUAGUUCUUGUGGGAGUAGAAAUGCAUCAUCAUCUGGGAGGAAAUUCACAGAAUCUCUAAGUACAGAUUUGGGCAUCUCCAAGCACAAUUUUAAUGAAACAGUUCAAUUUUUCGAUGAGAAUCUUCGUAAAAAAGAUGGAAGUUAUAUGAAAACUAGUCUUAAUCUCGAUGAUUUGAAAAUUUCUGAUGAUGAAGUUGUCUAAACCAGAAAUACCGAUGGAUCCAUUAGAAGAAGGAAAUGAUGGGAGUAAGAAUUAGCAUUUUCUGUGUAUUCAAUUUAUCAGUAUUUAUCAGUAGGUUGUAGUACAUUGUCAAAUUGCCAUUAAAUGUAAUGAUUACAUUUAAAUUAGGAAGUUAGACUCUUGAAAAAAGAAUUCUUUGACUGAUUUUUUAUUUUAAAAAAAUCCUUUUUUAAGUCCCAAUAUAAUAUGAUUUUUUGAACAUUUUUUUUCGAUUUAAAUUAUAAUGUUUCAAUCUUAAUCUUAUCAAUGCAGAUCAAUAUUAGAAUAAGAUAUAUACUUACCUAAUGUUUGUCGUGUGAUUAUUGCAUUCCUGUAAAAGACAAUUUUAUGCUAAAAAAAAAUGAAUAAAAAUAAAUAAAUAUCCUCCA
Lutzomyia longipalpis is the source of this 2760-nucleotide messenger RNA. RefSeq names its product coiled-coil domain-containing protein 102A. The transcript is spliced from 10 exons. Lineage: Eukaryota; Metazoa; Arthropoda; Insecta; Diptera; Psychodidae. The record is from RefSeq and is a predicted model, not a curated record. The coding region runs from base 458 to 2353 and encodes 631 amino acids.